Clonostachys solani is the source of this 561-nucleotide messenger RNA. NCBI's taxonomy places the organism in Eukaryota, Fungi, Ascomycota, Sordariomycetes, Hypocreales, Bionectriaceae. The record is from the annotation of a GenBank genome assembly.
AUGGCUUCCCGACAGACUUCCCUGGCGGCAGAGUCGCCUGUCCUCGCACCGCACCAGUUUUCGUAUAUGAAGCUACAAUGCACGGCUGGCUUUGUGCUAACCGGCCUUCUUGGAUCUGCGGCACUCGCUUUGGCAUUCGUCUCCCUGUUCUCUGGCAAGAAACAACCUGAAGAAAUCGCCCAAGUGGCUGCGCAAGGUGUUUUGGUUCCUUUGCUUUUCGCCAUGGCGGUUUUGAUGCAGACGAUCCAUCACGACGCCCCAGCCAAGGCGAAGCGAAUCAUUUUUGCUGGGAUCAUAAUAAAUUCAGGUUUUAUGUUUGUUUCUGGUGUUUUUGGUGUGGUAAACGGUGUUAUGACGACAUACGGAGAUACUGAAAAGAAGUCUGCGGGCGUGAAGCUAGGCAAUAUAGCACUGCUCGUGCUGGGUGUUUUGAGUGGCGUUGCUCUAUCAUAUGGAAUUCGAGAGCUUACUCAGGCCCUGGGCAGCAGGUUGGAAGACCCUACCAUCGAGCGUGCCACCUCGAGCGGGGUUCAAGAUAAAAAAGCUACUACUUCAAGUUAA